UUCGCACAUCGCUCCACGCGCUUUGAGCUCUCUGGCUGAAGGAGCUGCUGCUGCCGCGGGGCACUUGGUUGCCGUCGCUAGUUGUGAAAGUCGGAUCGUUUCACACUUUAGGCCUCCAAAACAUCUGCUUGGAAUAGCCGAAUUUCCCUUCUGAUUAGUGGACCGGUCAGAAUGGCUGAAGUAACCAAGACAGAAGAACAGCAAGUAGAGAAGAGUUUGGAUGAAGAAGUGGAGAAAAUACCUCAUGCUUUAGAGUCAGCUUCGGAUGUUGGGUGUGAAGGCAAUAGUUCUGCUUCAGGUACAAAUCAGUCCACUGAAAAUGAAAAACAAGUUGAUAGUGGUGGUCAGGAUGGCAGAGCAAAGAGGAAGAACUUAGACUCUGAAGAUGGACCUUCUAAGAAAGCGUGUGUGAUUGGCCAUGGGCAAGCUGUAGCUGCACAUUAUAAUGAGCUUCAAGAAGUUGGAUUGGAAAAACGUAGCCAGUCUCGCAUAUUCUACCUCCGAAACUUUAAUAAUUGGACAAAAAGUGUCCUCAUUGGUGAAUUUAUAGACCGGGUACGACAGAAGAAGAGUGAUAUAACUGUUUUGGAUCUAGGAUGUGGGAAAGGAGGAGACUUACUGAAAUGGAAAAAAGGCAGAAUUAAAAAACUCGUCUGUACUGACAUUGCUGACAUUUCUGUGCAACAGUGCAAGCACCGCUAUGAAGAAAUGAAAUCCCGAUGUCGGUAUAAUGAACAUAUUUUUGAUGCAGAAUUCAUACAAGCAGAUAGUACCAAGGAUCUCUUGUCUUCCAAGUACAGUGAUCCAGAUAUGCGCUUUGACAUUUGCAGUUGUCAAUUUGUUUACCACUAUUCAUUUGAGACUUAUGAGCAGGCUGACAUGAUGCUUAAAAAUGCUUGUGGGAACCUCUCUCCUGGAGGUUAUUUCAUUGGCACAACUCCAAAUAGCUUUGAACUUGUAAAGAGACUCGAAGCUUCGGAAACAAAUUCGUUUGGGAAUGAUGUGUACAAUGUGAAAUUUGAAAAGAAGGGAGACUACCCCUUAUUUGGCUGCAAGUAUGAUUUCCACUUGGAAGAAGUGGUUGAUGUCCCUGAAUUUUUGGUUUACUUUCCCUUACUGGAAGAAAUGGCAAAGAAGCAUGGUAUGAAAUUAGUCUACAAAAUGACAUUUCGGGAAUUCUAUGAAGAAAAAAUCAGGAACGAGGAGCAUAAAAUGCUGUUAAGGAGAAUGCAGGCCUUGGAGCCAUAUUCUACAUUUGGUGAUUCCAGGCUUGUUUCUGAUAAACCUGAUGAUUAUGAGCAUGCAAAAGAGUUUGUCAAAGAUGGCAAGGCAAAGUUACCAUUGGGAACCUUGAGUAAGUCUGAAUGGGAAGCAACAAGUAUUUACUUGGUAUUUGCAUUUGAGAAGCAACCGUGAAACUUCACAAACUGGAUGCAGCAAGAAGAGAUCAUAUCCAUGUGCAAGUUGGAAUGAUCAGAAAUCCAUUGUGGCAACUAUUUUUUUAUUUUUUAUUUUUUAAUUGUCAGACGUGUGCAGGACACUACCAAAAACUAGAGCAAGUUCGUGAUUCCGAGUUACAUUGCCUGUCUGUGACAGAUGGACUUGUGUGUGUGUAUAUAAGAAAGAUUCUGAACCAGUCUUUUUAAACAUUUGUAAGCAAUCUGCAUACUCUCAAAACCUGUGUUUGAACUCACAUAACUUUGUUGGAAACAAAUGUUUUGUUUGUAGAAGUAUGUUUGUGAGUACAAGCCUGACCCUGCACUUUCUGAAGUUGAUGGAAGAAUGUUGACUUCGAUAAUGCAGAAUGAGGGCCUAAAUACUGUUCUGCAGAGAUCAGUUAAUUUAUAAUGAAAUCUGUUCAGCAUAGAGGGUAUGUCUACAUUGCAUGCAGAACCAAAAACUACCCGAGUCAAUUUGAGAACCUCUCUGCUGUGCUCAAGCCUGCAUUGUAAAUCUACCUUAGUGGUAUUCAUGGUGUAGUUUACAUGGUAAAAUCCCAUGAUGUUCUUGUUUUUCCUUGCUUGCUGAUAUGUAGUGUCACUUCAUGGUGCUUUUAAGAUUAAAGAAGUUUGUUCUGUAAAAAACUGCUCAGAAAGUACUGAAUUUCUAAUGUUUUAGGUCUCUACUUUGUUUUCCAAAUAUGGCUAUGCGGUAAUCAGUAACAGCUGCUUAAAUUAGAUUACUGAACAUUUUUUAUUGUAUUAAAGACUUUCCUGACUUUUCAA
Molecule: messenger RNA, 2225 nt
Organism: Sturnus vulgaris (Common starling)
Lineage: Eukaryota; Metazoa; Chordata; Aves; Passeriformes; Sturnidae
Source: RefSeq, a predicted model, not a curated record